CCAUUGACGGUAGAUAAAAGUUUUGUUUCUCUGGGCUACUAAUAUGUUAAUUAGCUGUUAGAGUGUGCGACCCUAUUGGCUCGUCGUCCGAGUCAAUUUCCCAUUUCCAGCCUGACGUCAGAGCGGCUACAAUGCUUAAACUCAUCUGCUGUGUGAUCCCACUAAAAAAUCGCCCCACCAGACAGCGGCUUAGAACGUGCAAGUGAGCUUUUACUCCCUGACUUUCGGUGUGUUUCCCUCUCCGCGUGCGCAAUGUAUUCAUGAAGACACCGUAAAGUGUUAAAUGUUUGAAAUCCAAAACCGCCGAAUUUCACAUGCUGAAAAAGGACUCCGCUACUCGUACGCGCGGCACUGGUGUGUCAGUGCAAUAGACUCUGCAAAGAAACUCUACUCACACACGCCUGCAAGUCCGCGGCUGCAAAAAGGACGCCGAAAACCUAAUUUUUUUUUCAGUUUCAAGACAAACGCGUAAAAAUCAAACUGGCUCACGUUCUUCCCAACCAACCCAGUUUGACAGCUGCUCUUCACCCCGUUUGGAGGACUGUCAACAGCAAGAGGAUGGCAUCAGAGCUGGCAAUGAGCAACUCCGACCUGCCCACCAGUCCCCUGGCCAUGGAAUAUGUUAAUGACUUCGAUCUGAUGAAGUUUGAAGUGAAAAAGGAGCCGGUGGAGCCCGAUCGCAACAUCAGCCAGUGCAGUCGCCUUAUCGCCGGGGGAUCCUUGUCUUCCACCCCGAUGAGCACGCCUUGCAGCUCGGUGCCCCCUUCCCCAAGCUUCUCGGCGCCCAGUCCGGGCUCGGGGAGUGAGCAGAAGACACACAUUGAGGAUUUCUACUGGAUGUCCGGUUAUCAACAGCAGCUGAAUCCAGAGGCGCUGGGCUUCAGCCCCGAAGACGCGGUCGAGGCGCUGAUCAACAGCAGUCAUCAGCUCCAGUCUUUCGAUGGCUAUGCCAGGGGCCAGCAGUUUGCUGGUGCAGCCGGAGGAGGAAGCACCAUGGCCGGGGAAGAGAUGGGGUCCGCCGCGGCGGUGGUGUCGGCAGUAAUUGCUGCGGCAGCCGCUCAGAACGGAGCGCAACACCACCACCACCACCAUCACCACCACAGCAGCAGCCACCACCAGGCACCGGGCGUCCAGUCCAACGGCACUUCUGGGACAAAUCACCCACACAUGCGCUUGGAGGAGCGGUUCACAGACGAGCAGCUGGUGACCAUGUCAGUGCGGGAGCUCAACCGGCAGCUACGGGGGGUCAGCAAAGAAGAGGUGAUCAGAUUGAAACAGAAGAGGAGGACCCUAAAGAACAGAGGCUACGCUCAGUCCUGCCGGUUCAAGCGAGUUCAGCAGCGGCACGUCCUGGAGGGAGAGAAGACACAACUCCUGCAGCAGGUCGAGCACCUAAAGCAAGAGAUCUCCAGGCUGGUCCGGGAGAGGGACGCGUACAAAGAAAAGUAUGAGAAGCUCAUCAGCAACGGCUUCAGAGAAAAUGGAUCCAGCAGUGACAACAACCCUUCAUCUCCGGAGUUUUUCAUGUCAUCAAGAAAAUUUCUCCAUCUGUGAUUUCAAGCACCAUCCCUCCGUGCCCUUGAGGAUUCUUG
Messenger RNA from Pundamilia nyererei, 1592 nucleotides. It is a transcript of the gene mafa, whose product is annotated as MAF bZIP transcription factor a. Lineage: Eukaryota; Metazoa; Chordata; Actinopteri; Cichliformes; Cichlidae. The transcript is spliced from 2 exons. Gene Ontology annotation, molecular function: RNA polymerase II cis-regulatory region sequence-specific DNA binding; DNA-binding transcription factor activity, RNA polymerase II-specific. Gene Ontology annotation, biological process: regulation of transcription by RNA polymerase II. The coding region runs from base 559 to 1554 and encodes 331 amino acids. The record is from RefSeq and is a predicted model, not a curated record. Gene Ontology annotation, cellular component: nucleus.